AUGGAUCACUGGGGCGACCCUUGGGCUGAUGACCAUGCCGAGCAAGAAGAUUGUCCGCCGAAGCUGGAGGUGAUCGGACCGGAGGAACCUCGCACGCUUACGUCUGCACCCGUUGUUACGAGCCCUUUUCUGGAUGAUGCAGGGUGGGGAAAUGAAGAUGCCGGGUUUGGCGGCUGGGCUACGUCAUCUGCAGCCGUCGAUGCGCCUGUCGCGGUAGCUAUAGAUGCGCGCAUAGCUAAGCCGAGUUCUCUAGGGGAUGGUGCAGCUGCGGCAGAUAGUCCGCGCUGGGAUACGGAUCAAGGCGCCGACGAGGCGUUUUCACGCGUGACAGACACAUGGGUUGAAGAGCACGAGGGCGUUUUGGGGUUGGACAAUGUCACGUCGGAUACAUCAGAAACUUCGACUACCAUCGAGCCAGACAGGGAGCCAGUGCAAGACGCGAUUGCGCCUGAGAAACCACCGCAGGCCGAUGACGAUGCCUCUCCACAACUUUCCAGGACACCUUCCGAGACAAGCCACAACGAAGCGCCCGUCGAAUCAUCCCGUACUUCGUUCGAAGAAGAGGGCGGAGCUAAGAAGCAUAGCACAGAGGCGCCGAGCGUCCAGGAUGAUACAACACUCAAGGAUGGCGGUGGGGAUGGCGAUGGCAGUUCUUCGAGCUCGGGCAGCGAGAGCGCUGAUGGGGAAUAUGGCACCUCCACCGAGGAUACGCUGUUGACAGAGGUACCUCUAAAUAAGUAUGUAACGCAAGAAGAUACUGGCACACCGAAAGAAGAUGCAGAAGAGAAGCCUCUUCCAAGCACGCCACCGCCUACAGCCGAAUCGAAAAGCACCGCAGGCCCGCUCGAUGCCACACUCCUAGGCGAGCUUUUCCCGCCCCUUACGACCACGAAGGAACUAGACGAAGCACCCAAUGACCCCAUAUACGCGGUAUCCAGUCGCAAAGCCUGGUAUAGGCUCACACGCAACGAGACCAUGAGGGAGUUCAAUCUCGGAAAAGACCACGACAACUAUGUGCGAGUUACAUGGGCAGGCUCUCAGGUCAGGACUGAGGUCAACAAGAUUGUGGGAAGAUGGGCGCGUGAGGAUCGUCUUUCAGGCAGAGGACCAGGAGCGAGAGCGUCAUUCUAUUGGGAUACCGUCGCGCCUGUUGACCCUCAACCCAAAGGCCAUUUACGCACGAAGACAUCUGUUCCCGCGCCGCGUCCUGCUGCACCUACAAGGCAAAGCCUGCCACCAGUCUCGGCUAACACACCCAUCGCGUUCGCCUGGAGCACAUCGCCAACUACAGUGGACCCUUGGAAAUUGGACAGCCCCAGCAUAGACGCGAUAGCUUCGCAUAUUGCACCAAAGCCCAUCGCAGACAAUUCGCAAACACACGAACUGGGGACCUCGUCAAUGGAUCUCCCGCGCAAUCUGGAGGAGGCAGCAUCGACGAAGACGACUGAAACGCCGGCUGUCGCAACCGUAAUUCCACCUCCUAUCGCAUUCACAACCUCAGCAGACUCAUGGGGAGACAUCAGCACUCUCGACACUAACCCUCCAGCUGAAGACGCGAAUGCAACUGAUACCAUUGACGAUGAUGACGAAGAUUGGGGGGAAAUGAUAUCGACGCCUACCGUAUUUACACCCACUACUACGACAGAGUUGCCUAGCUCCAUACCAGCGCCGCACGAAGCCACACCGUCAACCUUGGCAGCGGCAGCGGCAGCCCCAGAAACGCCACCGAACCACACCGCGGAAUCCGCCGAAGCGAUGCAUGCGGCUUCUAUAGUUCGUCUGCGGAGGACCAUCUCGCCCACGUCGGCCGUCUUUGGACAGAAAAAUUUCAUUCCCCUUCAUGCUGAGGUUGGACCUAUUGGCCCCGGCAUCCUGAAACCGGCCAAGCGACGUGUCGUCUCUACCACCGCGCUGCCGCCGAAGAAAGAGGAGGAGGUGGUGUUUAAACCUGGACCGGAAUUAUUGAAGAAAGAGACUCGAUUUAAGCCGGUGAAGACGGUUGUUCGGAAGGAGGAGGAGGUUGUGUCUGCUACAAAGGUUGUGGAGAGGGAAACGUCGUCUAAGCCUGCAACACCAGAGAAGGAAACCCCGUCUAAGCCCGCAACACCAGAGAUCGCACAGAAAGAUGAGGAACAGGCACUCGAUGACGCCUUUACGGCAGAACCCAAAACUUCAGAACCCCCCAUCCUAGACACCACCACAGAAAACGACGAGGACGACUUUUCCGCAUUCAUCGCAAACACAUCGCAAGCCCCCACCUCACAACUAACCACAACCCCUCCCCCAGCACCAGCACCAGCACCAGCACAACCAAUCCCCACCAUCGAACCAACAACAACAACAACCCCAGACGCCUGGUCCAACGUCGACUUUUCCUUUUUCGAAUCCUCAAUCCCUACCCCUUCCUUCAAACCCUCUUCUUCCUCCUCCCUCUUCCCUUCCUCCACCGCAACAACACCCAACCAAACAGACAUCUACACCCUCUUCAACACCACCGCCACCAUACCCCAACGUUCCACAAGCGCUGCCUCCUCUUCAGCAACAGCAAAAACAUAUACCCGCUUGUCCACGCCACCACGUAGUGUGACGCCCCCGCCUGUGCAGCCGCUUACGGGUGCGACGAAUAGCGCGCAGAAGAGGAAGAGUGAGGAGGAGGGGGUUGUAAGGGGUGUUUUGGAGGGGUUGCCGGAUUUGAGGUAUAUGCUUAGAUGA
Messenger RNA from Pyrenophora tritici-repentis Pt-1C-BFP, 2712 nucleotides. The record is from RefSeq and is a predicted model, not a curated record. NCBI's taxonomy places the organism in Eukaryota, Fungi, Ascomycota, Dothideomycetes, Pleosporales, Pleosporaceae.